Molecule: messenger RNA, 1154 nt
Organism: Fundulus heteroclitus (mummichog)
Lineage: Eukaryota; Metazoa; Chordata; Actinopteri; Cyprinodontiformes; Fundulidae
Gene: cmbl
Product: carboxymethylenebutenolidase homolog (Pseudomonas)
Exons: 6
Coding region: 133-870 (245 amino acids)
Molecular function (GO): hydrolase activity
Source: RefSeq, a predicted model, not a curated record
UGACAGGCCACCCUUUAUUUACCGUAGCGGCCCAUUAAUAGUGGCGCAGAAGCUUUACGCCUCUUAUUCCGCCCACUUUAACUGUUGCUGCUCUUUGCGAACCCACAGGGAAGAAGACAAAAAGCCAACGCGAUGGCAAAUGAGGCCAAGCCAUGCCCCUGUGAUAUUGGUGACCGGUCUGACUACGGAGGGCUGGGCCAGGAGGUCCAGAUCGAGCACUUCAAAGCGUACGUGGUGAAACCCUCCGGCGCGUCGGACAAGGCCGUGAUUGUGAUCCAAGACAUCUUUGGGUGGGAGCUUCCCAACACCAGAUACAUGGCUGAUAUGCUGGCUGCCAACGGAUACAUUGCUGUUUGUCCAGACUUCUUUGUCGGGAAGGAACCUUGGAGUCCAACCAAAGACUGGUCCACAUUCCAGGACUGGCUCAAAGACAAGAAACCAACAGACAUUAACAGAGAGGUUGAUGCUGUGCUGAAGUACCUGAAGGAGCAGUGUGGAGCCAAACGCAUCGGAACCGUUGGCUUUUGCUGGGGAGGGGUUGCGACACACUACAUAUCCUUGCUUUAUCCAGAAAUCAAAGCUGGGGUGUCAGUUUAUGGUAUAGUUCGUGAAAGGGAGGACAGGUACGCGCUGAAGAGCCCGACGCUGUUCAUCUUUGCAGAAAACGACAGUGUCAUCCCUCUUGACCAGGUCAGCGCCCUGGAGGCAAAUCUGAAGGGGAAAUGCAGCGUUGACUUCCAGGUGAAGACAUUUGCUGGACAGACCCACGGCUUUGUCCACAGGAAGAGGGAGGACAUCAACCCAGCUGACAAACCCCAAAUCGAGGAGGCAAGGAAGGACAUGCUCAACUGGCUCAAAAAGUACAUCUGAACGAGAUGUAAACGAGGCUGUAAAUGUAAAGCUUGAUCAAAUAUUGCUGUUCAUUUGCAAAUAUUGCCUUAGAAACCAUAUCAAGAACCAGAUUGUUAAAUGUGGCAGAUGGGUUAUACCAAUUUUUUUUGGGUUGAUUUUAUAUCGUGAUACAGAUGUUUUUAUGUUGGGGAAUAUGCAAUCAUUUAUGAAAAAAUAUUUUAACCAUCGUGAAUGUAUGCCUUAAUCAGACUGAAUGCAGUACAGAAACACUAUAAACAAUAAAAACUGAGUAUGCAAUGUCA